AGAUCGGUUAUAAAGGACCCAACCAUUUUCAUUCUAUUGAGUGACACUUUUAAUAUUGUUGUGAGCGAAAAGAAGAAGAGCAAAAUGAGCUUUAAUAGGAAUUUGUCGAGUGUCAUAAUAAUCCUUUGCGUAUGUCUCAAUUGGGGUUGUCUUGAGGGAGCUCGAGAACGAGAGACGAAAGAGAUUGAUUCUCAUACUAUCCAACUCAGCUCUCUCUUCCCUUCAUCGUCAUCACCUUGUGUUCUUUCCACCAGAGCGUCUAAUACAAAGUCUUCACUACACGUGACGCACAGGCACGGCACGUGCUCGCGUUUAACCAGUGGCAAGGCCGCGAGUCCAGACCAUGCUGAGAUCCUCAGACUCGACCAAGCUCGUGUAAACUCUAUCCACUCAAAACUGUCAAAGAAACUCACAGAUCGAGUCAGGCAAAGCCAGUCAACGGAUCUCCCGGCUAAAGACGGAAGCACGUUCGGAUCAGGAAACUACGUCGUGACGGUCGGAAUCGGGUCGCCGAAACACGAUCUAUCUCUGAUCUUCGACACCGGAAGCGAUCUGACGUGGAUUCAGUGCGAGCCAUGUGUUCGAACUUGCUAUUCUCAAAAGGAACCCAUCUUUAACCCUUCUUCCUCUUCUUCUUACUACAACGUCUCGUGUUCAUCGGCGGUGUGUGGAUCUCUCUCUUCCGCUACAGGAAACGCUGGAAGCUGUUCGGCUUCUAAUUGCGUCUACGGUAUUCAAUACGGCGAUCAAUCGUUCUCUGUUGGGUUUCUGGCCAAGGAGAAAUUUACCUUAACGAGCUCCAACGUCUUUGACGGUGUUUAUUUUGGCUGCGGCGAGAACAACCAAGGACUUUUCACGGGUGUCGCCGGACUUCUCGGCCUUGGCCGCGACAAGCUUUCCUUUCCGUCGCAGACGGCUACGACCUACAAUAAGAUCUUCUCCUACUGCCUCCCUUCUUCCGCUAGCUACACCGGACAUCUCACCUUCGGAUCCGCCGGAAUCUCUAGAUCCGUCAAAUUCACACCGAUUUCCACACUCACAGAUGGCACAUCCUUCUAUGGCCUCGAUAUCGUCGGAAUCACCGUCGGCGGUGAGAAAUUGGCGAUUCCUUCAACCGUAUUCUCUACUCCGGGAGCUCUAAUCGACUCCGGAACCGUCAUUUCCCGUCUCCCCCCCAAAGCCUACGCGGCGUUGCGAAGUUCGUUCAAGGCGAAGAUGUCGAAGUAUCCGGCUACCUCCGCCGUCUCGAUUUUGGACACAUGCUUCGAUCUCAGCGGAUUUAAGACGGUGACGAUCCCUAAAGUGUCGUUCUACUUCAGCGGUGGCGCCGUCGUUUGUUUGGCGUUUGCAGGAAAUAGCGACGACAAUAACGCUGCGAUCUUUGGUAACGUUCAGCAGCAAACGCUAGAGGUCGUGUACGAUGGUGCGGGCGGGCGGGUCGGGUUUGCUCCGAAUGGCUGUAGUUAA
Molecule: messenger RNA, 1467 nt
Organism: Thlaspi arvense
Lineage: Eukaryota; Viridiplantae; Streptophyta; Magnoliopsida; Brassicales; Brassicaceae
Source: the annotation of a GenBank genome assembly